CAUCAUUGUGCUAGGCAGCAGCAGAUCCUGUCUGGCUCCUACCACGAGGAUAUUCAGAAGCUGGAGCCACAGCUGUGUUAAACUUCUUAUUUAUUUGGAACCCAAGUAUGCCGAUUUGACCUCAGAAAAUGGAACUACGAGUAGCAAGCAUUCUUCUUCUCCUGGUUGCCUUGACGGCUGCCCAUGGUGAGAGAUAUGUUGUCAAGAAGGUGAUGAAGGCCCCUCAGUACCACUCAGUGAAAAGCCAUGUGGUAUCCGUAGCAGGAGAACCAGGCACCCCUGGUGAGCCAGGCCCCCCUGGACCUCCUGGCCCCCCUGGAGAACGAGGAGAAGAUGGUGAAGGACUGCCAGGGCCACAGGGACCCCCUGGACCACCUGGUCCUGCUGGUUACUCAGCACCUGGAAAACCUGGUACUCCAGGUGGACCCGGCAAACCUGGAGCCACAGGUGCACCUGGACUUAAAGGAGAUACUGGUGCACCUGGUCAUCAAGGCCCCAGAGGAAUGCCUGGUCCUGUUGGUAGCCCUGGACCAGCAGGCAUUUCCGCAACAGGCAAACCUGGACCAGCAGGUCUGCCAGGAGCAGUGGGACCACAGGGUGCACCAGGUAUUAAAGGACAUCCAGGUAUUCCUGGUGCGCCAGGACAAAAAGGAGAAAGGGGUAUUGGGGUUCAGGGGCCACCAGGUGAGAGAGGUCCAGCAGGACCAGUGGGCGCUACCGGAAAGUCUGGUGAGCCUGGUGUUGGAAGACCUGGCAAAUCUGGACUUCCUGGUGAACCAGGUAAAUCAGGCUCACCUGGCCGUGAUGGGGAACCUGGACCCAUGGGUGCACCAGGUCCAAAAGGUCAAACGGGUGCUCCUGGAAUUGGAAUUCCAGGCAAGCCAGGUGAGAAUGGUGCUCCGGGUAUGCCUGGCCCUGCUGGCCCCAAAGGUCCACAAGGUGCAGCUGGUGCUCCUGGUGCUCCUGGUGUUUCAGGUUAUGGCAAACCAGGUGAACCUGGUGCAAAAGGUGAGAGGGGAGUAGCUGGUAGCCCAGGUACAACAGGUCAGAAAGGUGAGCCAGGUGCUAAAGGGCACACUGGUUAUACAGGUGCCACUGGUCCUGUGGGUCCAGCUGGUCCUCAAGGGGCAAGAGGUUUCCCAGGUGAGAGGGGAGCAACAGGUGAUAAGGGUGAUCAAGGUCCAAUGGGACCUCCAGGGCUGAAGGGGCACACAGGAGAACAGGGACCCCAAGGCAUUGAAGGCAAGCAGGGUUAUCCAGGCGCCACAGGCCAACCUGGUCCAAGGGGAGCUACUGGUGCUCCUGGCAACAAAGGAGAUGCUGGCCAAACAGGUGCUCCUGGUGCCCCUGGAACACCUGGGCCUGUCGGACCAAAGGGUCAUACAGGAUAUCCUGGAGCAGCAGGUGAAAAAGGAGAAGCAGGUGCUCCUGGAGCAAGAGGUCCCGCUGGCCCAGCAGGUCCUUCAGGCCUACCUGGCCUUAAAGGUCACCCAGGUAUUCCUGGCGCACCUGGCCCAGCUGGUUUGGCUGCCAAAGGAAUUCCUGGACCUCAGGGUCCACCUGGACUUCCUGGAUCUGAUGGACCUGCUGGACUUCCAGGUCCUGCUGGACCUCCCGGCCCUCCUGGUCCUCCUGGUGAGGUCAUGUUUGAGAAGGCCCAAACUGAAACUUCAUACCCAGUUCUUGUCAAAAGUCCUGUGUCUGCAUUCACUGUUGCAACUGUGACACCUUAUCCCCCAUCUGGCACCCCAAUUAAGUUUGAUCAGAUUGUGUAUAAUGCAGAGCAGCAUUAUGAUCCCGAGACAGGUCUGUUCACCUGCCAGAUUCCAGGAAUUUAUUAUUUCUCCUAUAGCAUGCAUGUGAAUGGUGCUAAUGCUUUAGUGGCACUUUAUAAAAAUAGUGAUCCAGUCAUGUUCACCUAUGAUGAGUACAACAAGGGAUUUGUGGACCAGAUGUCUGGUAGUUCUGUCCUACAACUCAAUGAGCAGGACACUGUUUAUAUCCAGAUCCCUGAUGAUGAGGCUAAUGGUGUUUUUGCCGCUGAUAAUGUCCAUUGCUCUUUCUCUGGGUUCCUGAUUGCCUCUACGUGAUAAGGUGAUCAACAACAUCACUUCUAAAACAUCACUAUUUCUCAAACAAAAUAUCCUGUUCUGCAAACCUUCAUGCAUAACAGACUGUGCUGUUGUUCUGAGAAAUACAAGCAUCUCAACUUGAAAAUUCCAAGCAGUGGUGCCAAUAAGAAGGAAGUAAUUUAUGUAACACGUUAUCAGGGGUAGAAAGGCAGUUAAAACCUUAACAAUUUCAUUUUUUUUGUGUGUGUGGAUCAAGCAUGUGAAGUUGUGUCCUGAUAAUUUUGUGUCUUUUCCUCUAUUUUUUUUUUUUUAGUUUUUUGUUUUGUCUUUUUGUUUUCUUGUUGCUGAUCACAGUGGCUAAUUCAAAUCUUUGUCUUAUUUUACUGUUAUUGUUGUCCUUAUAUCCUUACUGAUUAUACAGAGAGAAUGCUCUUCCUGACAUCCUUAUAUUUGACUUGAAUAUUGUGAGAUGGUGAAAAAUGAUGAAAAACAAACUCACUAGUAAACAAAUAAACAUCUAUAAAUGUUAUGCUGAAUGAUUAAUUUUGCUCUGUAAGCCAUAAUGAUUUAAAUAAAAUUUUUCCUAAAGA
Messenger RNA from Cyprinus carpio (common carp), 2662 nucleotides. RefSeq names its product collagen, type X, alpha 1a (gene col10a1a). The record is from RefSeq and is a predicted model, not a curated record. NCBI's taxonomy places the organism in Eukaryota, Metazoa, Chordata, Actinopteri, Cypriniformes, Cyprinidae. Gene Ontology annotation, molecular function: protein binding.